CACCUCUGCGUUAAACUAUUCUCAAUUACUCCAACUUUACUCUCCCCGCAAGACUCAGCACCCCACACAAACCAACUGCGUAUAUAUUAUAUAAAGAAAGUUCUGAGAAAAAGCAAAUUAAGCCCACAGAGAUGGCAGCCACCGCUGGUCAAGUGAUUGUUUGUAAAGCUGCCGUGGCAUGGGAAGCUGGGAAACCCCUGGUGCUGGAAGAUGUGGAGGUGGCUCCGCCACAGAAGAUGGAGGUCCGCAUCAAGAUCCUCUAUACCUCUCUCUGCCACACCGACGUCUACUUCUGGGAAGCCAAGGGGCAGAAUCCUGUGUUUCCUCGAAUCCUCGGCCACGAGGCAGGAGGGAUUGUGGAGAGUGUUGGAGAGGGAGUGACGGAUCUUGCACCGGGGGACCAUGUGCUUCCGGUGUUCACAGGGGAAUGCAAAGAAUGCGCCCACUGCAAGUCAGAGGAAAGCAACAUGUGUGAUCUGCUUAGGAUCAACACCGACAGAGGGGUCAUGCUCCAUGAUGCCAAAUCAAGGUUUUCCAUCAGCGGCAAGCCCAUUUACCACUUUCUUGGAACCUCCACUUUCAGUGAAUACACCGUUAUUCAUGUCGGUUGCGUUGCCAAGAUCAACCCCCUUGCUCCUCUUGACAAAGUCUGCAUUAUGAGCUGUGGAUUCUGCACAGGAUUUGGGGCCACCGUGAAUGUUGCCAAGCCAAAAAGGGGCUCCUCUGUGGCUAUUUUCGGAUUGGGAGCUGUGGGCCUUGCGGCUGCGGAAGGAGCUAGAGUUUCUGGGGCUUCAAGGAUCAUCGGUGUUGACAUCAAUCCCAGCAGAUUUGAACAAGCAAAGAAGUUCGGCGUGACAGAGUUCGUGAACCCCAAAGACCAUAAGAAACCUGUUCAAGAGGUGAUUGCUGAGAUUACCGAUGGAGGAGUCGACAGAAGCGUCGAAUGCACCGGAAACGUCGAUGCCAUGAUCUCAGCAUUCGAAUGCGUCCAUGAUGGCUGGGGCGUUGCUGUUCUUGUGGGUGUACCCCACAAAGAGGCCGUUUUCAAGACACACCCAGUGAACUUCCUCAACGAGAGGACCCUAAAGGGGACCUUCUUCGGCAACUUCAAGCCUCUCUCGGACCUUCCUGGUGUUGUGGAAAAAUACAUGAACAAGGAGCUGGAAUUGGAGAAGUUCAUCACGCAUGAGGUGCCAUUCUCGGAGAUCAACAAGGCCUUCGAUUACAUGCUUAAAGGGGAAAGCCUUCGAUGCAUCAUCCGAAUGGAAUAAUAGAGUGGUAGCUCAAGUUGGUCAUAUCCGAGGAUGUAGUGGAGUUGCAUCCUCCGUAAACUGAUGAAUAAACUGAUGAAUAAGAGUUGUUACCCAGAUGGUCUGUGCUUGUUAUGUUGGUAUAUGCUUUACGUUUCUGUCAAAAAUCUUGGUUUUAAUAUCCGUACUCUUGGAUUUGUUGAGCCAAUUGAACAAGCUUUGAUCUUCAGACACUUAAUAUUGUUGGGUUUUGUUUAAAUAUAAUAAAUAAUUUAUUUGACUAGAAA
This is a messenger RNA of Diospyros lotus (date-plum), 1537 nucleotides long. Its product is annotated as alcohol dehydrogenase 3. The record is from RefSeq and is a predicted model, not a curated record. Gene Ontology annotation, molecular function: S-(hydroxymethyl)glutathione dehydrogenase [NAD(P)+] activity; zinc ion binding. Gene Ontology annotation, cellular component: cytosol. NCBI's taxonomy places the organism in Eukaryota, Viridiplantae, Streptophyta, Magnoliopsida, Ericales, Ebenaceae. Gene Ontology annotation, biological process: formaldehyde catabolic process. The transcript is spliced from 10 exons. The coding region runs from base 132 to 1271 and encodes 379 amino acids.